This is a messenger RNA of Amaranthus tricolor (Joseph's coat), 1085 nucleotides long. RefSeq lists its product as uncharacterized. The transcript has 4 exons. The record is from RefSeq and is a predicted model, not a curated record. Bases 127 to 906 code for a protein of 259 amino acids. Gene Ontology annotation, cellular component: chloroplast thylakoid membrane. NCBI's taxonomy places the organism in Eukaryota, Viridiplantae, Streptophyta, Magnoliopsida, Caryophyllales, Amaranthaceae.
AAUUAGCGGAUGACAAUGUUGUUAUUUUAUUUCUCCCAAAAAAAGGGGAGAUAUUGAUUUUCUUUCUUACCAGUUUCUCCACAGUAGUAAUCACUGAACCUCCCAUCUGCCAUUGAAGGUGCACCAAUGUUGCAAUCCCUAAAUCCGCUUCCUCCAUACUCAUUGCUCACUCAUUCUCAUCCACUCCUUAAACCUUCUCUUACUUUCCUCCAUAAACCAAUUUCACCCCAUUCUUUCUCUUCCAAUUUCCGCUCAGUUUCUCAACCAUGGCCGCUCUUUGCUAUUUCUGAUGAGGAAGGACCCAUUGAACUUUCACCCGAUGUUCCCUCAAUUUUCUCCACAAAUGAUGACCCAACACCUCUACAAGUAUCAACUAGUGUUCUUCUUACUGGGGCUAUCACUGUUUUUCUCUUUCGCUCCGUUCGUCGGAGAGCUAAACGCGCUAAGGAAUUGAGAAUGAGAUCUUCUGGUGCAAAAACUUUGAAAGAGGAAGCAUUGGAUAGCUUAAAAGCAAUUGGGACAGUCUCAAUUGAACCUAAAUCUCAACCGUCUGCUAUUCAGGCCUUUUUAGGAGCGAUCACUGCAGGUGUCAUUGCACUCAUUCUGUAUAAGUUUACAACUACAAUUGAGGCAGCUCUAAAUCGGCAGAGUAUUUCAGAUAACUUCUCGGUUCGACAAAUUACUGUCACGAUAAGGACUAUCAUCAAUGGCUUGUGUUACCUUGCAACAUUUGUCUUUGGAAUGAAUUCUGUUGGUUUAUUCCUUUAUUCAGGGCAGCUCGCCCUCAAUUCUUUUUCCGAGGACUCUGAAGGCAAUGAUGUGAAAUCUAAUGAAGAAAAUAAGACCCGUCCCUCACCGGAAAGCCCUAGUACCAGUGAAAAUAAAGAUACAGAUCAAAUUUCUUGAUACAUGCCAUGAUAGUUAGGUUAUUUUCCUUGUAUAAAACUAUAAUAUACUUUUAAGCUGAUUGUUAUCUAUUAACAGCAUAGAAACUGCACCAGAUACAAAUUUUGUAUGUAUGAAACCAGUUCGAUUUACAACCUGCACAAAUGACAUUUAAUGAAGCUAGAAAUUUACUUUGCCCC